Molecule: messenger RNA, 534 nt
Organism: Caenorhabditis elegans
Lineage: Eukaryota; Metazoa; Nematoda; Chromadorea; Rhabditida; Rhabditidae
Gene: rpl-21
Product: Large ribosomal subunit protein eL21
Exons: 2
Coding region: 9-494 (161 amino acids)
Biological process (GO): translation
Cellular component (GO): cytoplasm; ribosome
Molecular function (GO): structural constituent of ribosome
Source: RefSeq, marked reviewed
GGUUAAAUAUGACUAACUCCAAGGGUCUCAGACGCGGAACGCGUUACAUGUUCGCUCGCGACUUCCGCAAGCACGGAGUUGAGCACCUCUCCACCUACUACACCCAGUACAAGCGCGGAGAUCUUGUCGAUAUCAAGACCAAUGGAGCUUUCCAAAAGGGUAUGCCAUUCAAGGCUUACCACGGAAGAACCGGAAGAAUCUUCAACGUCACCAGAGGAGCCGUCGGAAUCAUCGUCAACAAGAGAGUCCGCGGAAACAUUCUUCCAAAGAGAAUCAACAUCCGUAUCGAGCACAUCAAGCCAUCCAAGUGCAGAACCGACUUCUUGAACCGUGUCAAGUCCAAUGACGAGAAGAGAAAGGCCGCUAAGUCAGCUGGACAACCAGUCCCAGCUUUGAAGAGACUUCCAGUCGCCCCUAGAGGAGCUCACACCGUCACCACCCAGAACAAUGAGCCAGAACUUCUCGCCCCACUCCGUUUCGAGAUUGUUGCGUGAUUUCUUGUUUAUAAACUGUUUGUUAUAAAGUUGUUGCUUG